GAGUGUGAGCGCGUGGGGCGGCGCUCUGCGCGGGGUCGGGCCUCGCGUGUCCCCGAGCGCCCGCUGAGAGCGGACCCGGCCCUGGGGACCUGCGGCCGGGCGCGAGGGGGCGCCGCGCCACCGCCGCGGGGCGGAUCGCCGGAGCCGAGCGGGGCCGGGGGCGGCGCGCGGGGCGGUGCCGGACUCCGCGGGCUGCGGGCUCCGGAGACGCCGCGCUCCGCCCCGAGGAGGCCACGGCCGGACGAGCGGAGCGGCGGCCCGCGGGGUCCCGGCCCCGAGGGACCUGAGAAGCACUGGCAGGGGUCUGAUGACAUGGCAGCAUUUGCAAAGGGCCACCUGGGAUGAGCCCCCGCACGGGGAAGCCGACAGGAGGCGCUGCGUCCUGAGCGCGGCCGGGCUCCCGGGGCCAUGGCGCUGCGCCCCGAGCCCGCGGGCGGCCGGCGCGUCGUCACCAUCAACGUGGGCGGCUGCAGGGUGCGCCUGGCCUGGGCGGCGCUGGCGCGCUGUCCCCUCGCGCGCCUCGAGCGCCUGCGGGCCUGCCGCGGCCGCGACGAGCUGCUGCGCGUGUGCGACGACUACGACGCGGUCCGCGACGAGUUCUUCUUCGACCGCAGCCCGUGCGCCUUCCGCGCCAUCGUGGCGCUGCUGCGCGCCGGGAAGCUGCGGCUGCUGCGCGGCCCGUGCGCGCUGGCCUUCCGCGACGAGCUGGCCUACUGGGGCAUCGACGAGGCGCGCCUGGAGCGCUGCUGCCUGCGCCGCCUGCGCCGCCGCGAGGAGGAGGCGGCCCAGGCGCGCGCGGGGCCGCCGCGGAGCCCGGGCCGCCGCCUUCGGGACCUGCUGGACGACCCGCGCCCGGGGCCGGCCGGCAAGCUCUUCGCCUGCGUGUCCGUCGCCUUCGUCGCCGCCACGGCCGUCGGCCUGUGCCUGAGCACCAUGCCGGACAUCCGCGCGGAGGAGGAGCGGGGCGAGUGCUCCCCCAAGUGCCGCAGCCUGUUCGUGCUGGAGACGGUGUGCGUGGCCUGGUUCUCCUUCGAGUUCCUGCUGCGCUCGCUGCGCGCCGAGAGCAAGUGCGCCUUCCUGCGGACGCCGCUCAACAUCAUCGACAUCCUGGCCAUCCUGCCCUUCUACGUGUCGCUGCUCGCGGGGCUGGCGGCGGGCGGCGCGGGCGCGGGCGCGGGCGGCGCGGCGCUGCUGGAGCGCGCGGGGCUGGCGCUGCGCCUGCUGCGGGCGCUGCGCGUGCUCUACGUCAUGCGUCUGGCGCGCCACUCGCUCGGGCUGCGCUCGCUCGGCCUCACGGUGCGCCGCUGCGCGCGCGAGUUCGGGCUGCUGCUGCUGUUCCUGUGCGUGGCCCUGGCCCUGUUCGCGCCGCUCGUGCACCUGGCCGAGCGCGAGCUGGGCGCGCGCCGCGACUUCUCCAGCGUGCCGGCCAGCUACUGGUGGGCCGUCAUCUCCAUGACCACCGUGGGCUACGGCGACAUGGUGCCCCGCAGCCUGCCCGGCCAGGUGGUGGCGCUCAGCAGCAUCCUCAGCGGCAUCCUGCUCAUGGCCUUCCCGGCCACGUCCAUCUUCCACACCUUCUCGCGCUCCUACUCGGAGCUCAAGGAGCAGCAGCGGCGCGCCGUGGGCCCCGAGCGGGCCCCGCGCGACGACAGCACGCGCUCGGACAGCACGCGCUCGGCCCCCGCCACCGAGGACGGCGCGCAGGGGCCCGGGGGCGGCCACGGCUGCCGCCCGGGCCCGGGGGCCGCUCCCGAAGAGCCUCUGCAGAAGUAGAGCCUUCGCCUCUCCUCCCGCCCGCCGCGCGACCCGGCGCGGGGGGGGGGGGGGGGGGUACGGGGGAGGGGAGGGGAGGGCCCACCCCGUAUGGCCGCCCCGCGCCCCCCCCCCCCCCCCCCCGCGGGCCGUCCACUGCAUGUCGCUCGAGCCAGCGAGGUGCGGGCGAACAGCGCUUCCAGCCCGGUCGUUCCCUCAUCCGCUUUCCGCCUUCCCUUUGGAGCUCGGCCUCUGGCCCAGAAACUCCGAGCUUGCAGCAAAUGCCAGAAGGCUCUGCGGCUGGCCCAGGGCGGGCGGGGGGCGGGUAGGGGAGUUCCCUGAGGAGCAGCCGCCCACAGGGGGUCUAGGGGCCGUGCCCCACCGCGAGGGAGCCUCUGCCUGCACAUGGCGUGCUGCUGAAGCCCACACCCCCGACAGGGACAGGGGCAGAGGUGUCACAUCCACACGGCCACCCACGCCCAGACCUCUGACCUCCCUCCCGCAGGCCAGCUCCGUGGGGGCUUCCUGGACCCCCCUUCCCCCCACAGGCUCUCCCUGAAAAAGACUCUGCAAAGCUCAAGGCCUGCAUGCUUCCCGGCCCUUGUGCUGGCCUCGGACGUGCUUACCCUCCGGGGUGCCUCAGGAACACCCCCUGGUUCUCCAAGGGCCGUGGGGGAGGGGCUGGGUGUGCAGCCGCUGGAACCCCGUCCUCACCAAAGCAUGAGCCUGUUUCUGCUGCGGGCAUGAAGGAAUGGAACUUUCCGAAUCAUGUUACUUUGUACUUUUUCAUGUUAAUGAGUCGGGCCAUGACAUGGGAGACAUUGCUGCCACAGGCCCCUGGGAGGAUCACCCGCAGCAUCCCCCCCUUCCCCCCCCCCCCCCGCCACCCUGGGACCCGCUGACACCCGCACCCACCCUGCCACCAUCACAGCUUUGGCAGGGGCCCUGGUGCGAGGCCAGAGCCAGGACAGGCUGGGGUGGGGCUGGGGUGGGACCCUUGCUCUGGGGACAUUUCCUAAGAUGCUACUGCAACCAAUAAAAAGUGCCACCUCUCCUGCA
This is a messenger RNA of Neofelis nebulosa (Clouded leopard), 2811 nucleotides long. It is a transcript of the gene KCNG2, whose product is annotated as potassium voltage-gated channel modifier subfamily G member 2. The record is from RefSeq and is a predicted model, not a curated record. Gene Ontology annotation, molecular function: protein binding; voltage-gated potassium channel activity. Gene Ontology annotation, cellular component: voltage-gated potassium channel complex; membrane. NCBI's taxonomy places the organism in Eukaryota, Metazoa, Chordata, Mammalia, Carnivora, Felidae. The transcript is spliced from 4 exons. Gene Ontology annotation, biological process: potassium ion transmembrane transport; protein homooligomerization. The coding region runs from base 409 to 1773 and encodes 454 amino acids.